Melitaea cinxia (Glanville fritillary) is the source of this 825-nucleotide messenger RNA. RefSeq lists its product as uncharacterized. NCBI's taxonomy places the organism in Eukaryota, Metazoa, Arthropoda, Insecta, Lepidoptera, Nymphalidae. The transcript is spliced from 5 exons. The record is from RefSeq and is a predicted model, not a curated record. Gene Ontology annotation, biological process: regulation of synaptic transmission, cholinergic; positive regulation of voltage-gated potassium channel activity; sleep. The coding region runs from base 1 to 393 and encodes 130 amino acids.
AUGAGUUGCCUUAUUAAAGGUUUUGCAAUAUGGUGCUAUCAAUGCACAGCGGCCACUCCUGGUUGUACAGAACCAUUUGAUUGGCGUGGAGUUGGUUACUUGGGCAACCCUUGCCCCGACAAUGAAGAUGUGUGUGUAAAACUCAUUGAGAGAAAAGGAGCUAGAGAAGUAAUAACGAGAGACUGCUUGAGUAAUUUCAAAGCAAUUAGAACUGACAUACCGGCUGAUACAUAUGAAGGAUGUCGUCCGGCAGUUAAAGAUGUCAAUUUGGCACAUUAUGUCAACAACACUGUAAAAGAAUUGGACUUAAGAAGAGAUUGGUAUGACCAGACAAUAUGGUGUUUCUGUUUCCUCGAUCAUAGGUGUAAUGAUGCAUCAGAAUACAAUGCCUAGACGUAAAAGAGGAGGAGAUCUUGCCAGUUCUACAGCGGCGGAAAAAAAAAGAAUAUCGAAGAAAUAAAACGGAAGAAGAGCACGAAGCACGUUUACAAAAUCAACGAACCAGAAUGAGCACCCUGAAAAGCAGAAAAAGCAAAGAAAGAAAAGAAAAUAUAAGUAUUGAAGAAUCGAGAAUUUUACAAUUUAUAUAUAUUGUUAGAAACUUUCCCACGACUCGGCCGCUCUACUCAGUGACGUCGUGCGACGGAGCGCCGAGGGCGGGGCAAUAACGCCGCGUGCGCCACGUCGCAUCAUGCGGUAGCAUCGCUCUCUUUGCUUCGAGCUCGCGGCAGCGACGGACGUACUCUCUAGUGCUAAUAGGACGCGUACUUGUACUUGUGUUGAUAAACAUUUAGUUGAUGUAAAUGAAUAAAUCUUGUAAGGUUA